UUGCGGAGCCCAGUAGUAAAAACUUUCUCCACGCGAUUCUUCACACGUUACGCAUUUAAGAACUGACAGCAGCAAAGUUACGAGACUACAAAGAUAAUAAAAAUACUCGACGGGAAAGUAAAAAAUUGACAGUGAACUCGCAAGUGUGACAAGUACGCAGUCAGCUGAGGAUUGCAGGUGUUGGCGCGGAAGUGAGAAUUUGUUUUGUUCCAAAGUUAACAAAGCUGCAAGUGCAACAACAAGUGUGGACCAACAGUAACUACGCAAAAAUGCGACACAGUAAACGAACGCUGCACAGCCUAAGCAAUAGCAACAACAUACCGUGGCUAUUGCUGCUAUGUCUGCUCAUCGCCUCACCAGCCACCACCAUGGCAGCUAGACGUUCGCGUCUCGAUCAGGCUGAAAGCGCACAACCUAUCGCCCCAAACGCCGACGCCGCCUCCACCGCCACGAAGGACAGCAAUUUGCCUAUUGCCGAACAACAACAGAUCGCCACAGCCGCAUUAGUCGAUGCAGCAGUACCACCAGUAGUAGCACCUGUGGCAGCACCGGUUUCCACGGUCACAGCCAGUAACAAUGUCGAUGCUGCAAACAGCGAUGAUGCGAAGCGUCAAUCAGAAGAGUCUGCAGUCGGUAGCAAAACACCGGCUGUCGCUACCGAUUUGGGGGGUGGCUCCGAGGCAAAACAUGCCAUUGACAAUGCGGUGGUGGCCAGCGAAGCGGAAAGUGAACCACAACAGCAUGUUGAUGUGCGCUCGGAUGCUGCAGCAGCGUUAGCGUCGGCGGCGACGGCGGAGGUGCCGGUUGCAGCACCUGCGGCACUCAGUUCGACAACCACGGCUGCGGUAGCGUCGGCUGAAAAGUCGACUGCACCUGAACAACACAAUGCCGAUGAGGAGGAUCAAUUACCCAAGGAACAGAAAGAAUUGCCGACAGAGAUUGGCGAUGAGGACAUUGACUUGUUGGAUGGCAGCAGUAGCGUUGGUUCGGUUAGCGGCGGACACGAUGGUAACACGGUUGAGGAAUGCGAUCCGGAGUUGAUUGGCUUCGAAAUUGUGACAGGUUACGUUUUCUCCGCUCCAGGAAAACUAUUAAAUUCACUGCCUGGCACAUUAAUGUUGACCGAUUGCUUAGAGGCUUGCCAAUCGAAUGAGGCUUGUCGUGCUGUGAACUAUGAAACUGGCUUGUGUGUACUCUUCUCGGCUAAUGCAGAUAAGUUACCAGGCGCACUCACCAAGUCGCAAUUCCCUGUCUUCACAAUUUAUGCACAGAAAUCAUGUCUCGGCAUUCGGCCGUGCGCACGUGCCUGGUGUGUUGACCGCGUGCAGGGCUACAAGCUAAAUGGCUAUGCAAAGCGCACGAUACCAGUGAUUUCGCGACGUGAUUGUUUGGAGUUGUGUUUGGGCGAAACCGAUUUCACAUGCAGAUCGGCCAACUAUUAUCGCAGCAGCCAGACUUGUGAGCUCUCCGAAAUGGAUCGCAUUACGUUGGCCGGCAGUGGCGCAUUCCAGCCGCACGAUGCUGUCGAUUAUCUGGAGAAUAACUGCGCCGAUGAGCCAAAUAAAUUGUGCGAGUUCAAACGCUUGUCCGGCCGCAUAUUGAAAACGGUGGAUUCGGUGUAUCAGGAUGUUGGCAGCAUUGAUGAGUGUCGUGAUUUAUGCUUGAACUCGCCGUACAGAUGCCACUCAUACGACUAUGGUGAUACCGGCGAUAUGGUCUGCCGUCUUUCGCAUCACAGCCGCGCUACACUCUCCGACGUGCAAGAUCCCUACCUAGAAGUGCCUGAAGCUGCCACCUACGAACUGUCAUCCUGCUAUAAUGUGACCAUCGAAUGCGGCGCCGGCGAUAUGAUUGCACGCAUACGCACCUCCAAACUGUUCGACGGCAAAGUAUAUGCUAAGGGUUCGCCUAAAUCUUGUGCGGUCGAUGUAAAGAAUUCACUGGACUUUGAGCUGCGCAUGGGCUAUCAGGAUCUGGAAUGUAAUGUACGUCAAAGCGGUUCGGGACGUUAUAUGAACGAUGUGGUGAUACAACAUCAUGACACGAUUGUUACAUCAUCUGAUUUGGGUUUGGCUGUUACCUGUCAAUAUGACUUGACCAACAAGUCGGUAUCGAAUGAAGUUGAUCUUGGUGUAAAGGGUGAUAUUGAGCCGGCACUCAGCGAAGAGGUUAUUGUCGAUUCACCGAAUGUGAUAAUGAAGAUCACGUCACGUGACGGUUCCGAUGUUAUGCGUUCGGCUGAAGUUGGUGAUCCCUUGGCGCUCAAAUUCGAAAUACUCGACGAACACAGUCCCUACGAGAUCUUUGUACGCGAGCUGGUGGCCAUGGAUGGUACUGAUAAUUCUGAAAUUACGCUCAUCGAUUCGAAUGGUUGUCCCACGGAUCAUUUCAUUAUGGGACCGAUCUAUAAGAGUUCGUUAUCUGGUAAAAUUCUGCUCUCACACUUUGACGCUUUCAAAUUCCCCUCUUCGGAAGUUGUACAAUUCCGUGCGCUCGUCACACCUUGUAUGCCGACAUGCGAACCAGUGCAAUGUGACCAAGAGGAUAUUGGUGGUGAAUUCAAGUCGUUGAUUUCAUAUGGACGCAGGAGGCGAUCAUUGAAUGUAACAGCAACAUUUGCCGGUACUGUGCAGAGUAGCCAUGAACAACACAAACAACAACUGCUGGCGGAGCAAGAGCGCUUGCGCAGCCAACAACAGCAAUUGCGCCUGCGCAACAGACGCGAAACUGUGGCCACGACCAGCAGCAAACCUAGUCAAGAGGACAUGCUUUUGGUACAAUCAAUUCAGAUCACUGACAAAUUUGGCUUCGAUAAGCAGCAGCAACAACAACAGCCCAAAUCGACGGCAUACGAUAGCAACGAGACGAUUUUCAUUAGCGGCGAGGCAGGACAAGGAUACUGUGUUAAUGCGAUUGGUCUCAUUGUUGCCGUCACUGUCUUCUUGUUGGCACAGCUCGCGGUCAUUGCCAUCUGGACCUAUCUGCACCAACGACGCCGAAAGCAACAACACUACAGCAAUGAGGGACUCAGCAGCGCCUCCAGCUAUGGUUCACACAAUGGCGGCUCGACAAUGGUGACUAGUGUGCCGAAUGCGCGAUCGGAAUCGUUAUGCAAGCUAUACGAUAGCGGUUUCGCAGGACGACAUGGACGCCAAUUCUAGACGAGUAGUUGAAAUGAGAACAGAAAAACACAAAGAAGGCAACAAAAAAAAAAAAAGAAAUAUAUGGGAAGAGAACAAACGAUAAACCACCUUAUAAGGAUUUAUUGAGUAAUUGAGGCGAAGUGUCGGUUCGUUUUGGGGGUACAGUCUGAGGAAGAAAAACAAAAAACGCGCGUAUUCUUGCCGCAAGUAGUUAGAGGAUGCAAUAGAACACUUAACCGAUGCAAUAUGACGAAAAUUAUAACGAUGAACGCCAUUAAGUAAGGGAAGCAAAGGAAAAUGAAGUGCAGGCGUUGCUUAGCAGAUUUAAUAUGCGAUUUAAUAUUCGAGGUGCGUUCCGAUGAAACUCACAUGGUGCCGGAUAGUAAAUCUCGUAGGCAAUAUUAUAACCAAUACACAUUGCUAAUAUUGAUUACAGUAAUGAAUAGUUUAUAUUAUUAUA
Molecule: messenger RNA, 3603 nt
Organism: Bactrocera latifrons
Lineage: Eukaryota; Metazoa; Arthropoda; Insecta; Diptera; Tephritidae
Gene: neo
Exons: 8
Coding region: 270-3161 (963 amino acids)
Source: RefSeq, a predicted model, not a curated record